CGGGAACGACGUCGUGCGGCGCCCCGCCCCUUUCACCGCUACUGUGCUCCCGGCCUUUGCAGCUUCCGACGUUUACAUGUAUGGUCGGAUCGGGAGUGUGUCAGCGCAACUCCCUUUCUGCUUGCCCCCCGGUCUCUGCCGUCUAUCAGGUCGCGAGUGCGGUGCCCACUGGGGGUCGCCUGGAUAUCGCAGGGCCGGGGCCGCCCGUGAAGCCUGAGUGUAUGGUGGCCCCGGACCUUCUGCUCAUCCCGGGUCCGGUAACUGCCUGUGUGCUCGGCAUCCGGCCGAGGUCCCGUUUGGCUUGGUGAGGGAACGGCAUGUCUGCCUCUUCCGCUGACAUGAUUGAAACCCCUCCAGUGCUGAACUUUGAGGAGAUCGACUUCAAGGAGAUCGAGGUGGAAGAGGUAGUGGGAAGAGGCACCUUUGGUGUUGUCUGCAAAGCAAAAUGGCGGGGAAAAGAUGUGGCUAUCAAGCAGAUUGAGAGUGAAUCUGAGAGGAAGGCCUUUAUCAUUGAGCUUCGUCAGUUGUCACGUGUGAACCACCCAAAUAUUGUAAAGCUGUAUGGAGCCUGCCUAAAUCCGGUAUGUCUAGUUAUGGAAUAUGCUGAAGGAGGCUCCUUGUAUAAUGUGCUGCACGGUGCCGAGCCCCUGCCUUACUACACAGCUGCUCAUGCCAUGAGUUGGUGUUUACAAUGUGCCCAAGGGGUAGCAUAUUUACACAGCAUGAAACCAAAGGCUCUUAUUCACAGGGACCUUAAACCACCAAACUUGCUUCUGGUCGCUGGAGGCACUGUUCUGAAGAUAUGCGACUUUGGUACAGCCUGUGAUAUUCAGACUCACAUGACAAACAACAAAGGGAGUGCUGCUUGGAUGGCUCCUGAAGUUUUUGAAGGGAGCAACUACAGUGAAAAAUGUGACGUGUUCAGCUGGGGCAUCAUUCUUUGGGAAGUUAUUACCAGGCGGAAGCCAUUUGAUGAAAUUGGAGGUCCUGCUUUUCGGAUAAUGUGGGCUGUCCAUAAUGGUACUCGGCCACCUCUAAUUAAAAAUUUACCUAAGCCUAUUGAAAGCUUAAUGACUCGCUGCUGGUCAAAAGAUCCGUCUCAACGACCUUCAAUGGAAGAGAUUGUCAAGAUAAUGACACAUCUUAUGCAGUAUUUUCCUGGAGCUGAUGAAUCUUUACAAUAUCCAUGCCAGUACUCUGAUGGGGGACAAAGCAAUUCUGCCACAAGUACAGGAUCUUGCAUUGACAUUACUUCUACAAAUACCAGCAAUAAGAGUGAUGAGAUCCAGGCCAGUGCAGAUGAUACCAUUAAACGAAUAGAGUCCAAAUUGGCACAUUUGAAAAAUCAGCCCAAGCAGGGAGGCGAAGCAGGCCGUUUGAGUUUGCCACCUUCUCGAGGUAGCAGCGUAGAAAGCCUGUCGGAUACACGAGGGAAGCCCUCUUCAAUACUGGGCACAUCUGAGAACAAACGAAUGAGUGCAGACAUGUCUGAACUGGAGGCAAGGAUUUCCGCAAGUACAGCCUAUACCAAGCCUAAGCGAGGCCACCGUAAAACUGCUUCAUUUGGCAAUAUUCUGGAUGUCCCUGAGAUCAUCAUAACAGCAGGCAACGGGCAGCCAAGGCGCAGAUCUGUUCAGGACCUCACUAUUAUCGGGACAGAAUCCAAUCAGGAGAGCAGAAGUAGCAGCAGAUCCUCAAGUCCUAGUGUAAGGAUGAUUACUACCUCAGGACCAACCCCUGACAAGCCGGCACGUGGUAUUCCUUGGGUUCCUGAUGAUUCAGAUACCAAUGGGUCAGAUAACUCAAUCCCAAUGGCUUACCUUACUCUGGAUCAUCAGCUACAACCUCUAGCUCCAUGUCCAAACUCCAAAGAAUCUAUGGCUGUGUUUGAACAUCACUGCAAAAUGGCACAGGAAUACAUGAAAGUUCAGACAGAAAUUGCAUUAUUACUUCAACGAAAUCAAGAAGUAGUAGCAGAACUUGACCAGGAUGAAAAAGACCAACAAAAUACAUCUCGUCUGGUACAGGAGCACAAAAAGCUUUUAGAUGAAAACAAAAGCCUUUCAACGUAUUAUCAGCAAUGCAAGAAACAGUUGGAUGUUAUCAGAAGCCAGCAACAGAAACGCCAAGGAACGUCCUGAUUCAGAUCAGUUACGAGAUGACCUCUCGCUACUGUGCAAUUAAAGACAAUUUGCAAACUUUCCAUUGUUACUUUAAGCAUGAAAAUGGAUUUUUUUGGAUCAGCACAUGAAACUGCUGGAUAAACUACAGCCAUUAAGGGGUUGAUGUGAACUAUUGGUGUAUGCAUGUUUCAUGCCUGUGGAAGGUCCUAAUCCGUUAUAUAUGAAUAGUUUGAUUAAUCUUCUUUUAUAUGUAAUGCUGAACUUUGCUUCUUAAAGAAUGUCAAAGAUCCUGCUUUUCAAAGAAUUUAUUUUUUUGGUAACAAACUGCAUUUUAGUCCGCUCGCUAAUACGAUUUUCCAGUUCCUCCAAUUGACCGUUUCAGGUAUUUUAUGUCUUAUCGUAUUCCUGUAGUUCAGUAAUUUAUGUUUUACUAUCAGUGUGUGGAGAAAGGAAAUGUGGGGGUGAGAAACAUUGAAAUAAAAGCAGGUUUGUUUAAAAAAAAAAAAGAAAAAAAGCUGUAUACACAUUCAAUGAGAAUGACUUUUCAUGCUCUACAGUCUGAACUGAAUUAAAGUACAGUAAAGGAACAUCAUGCUUUUAAGA
Bufo bufo (common toad) is the source of this 2726-nucleotide messenger RNA. RefSeq names its product mitogen-activated protein kinase kinase kinase 7 (gene MAP3K7). Lineage: Eukaryota; Metazoa; Chordata; Amphibia; Anura; Bufonidae. Gene Ontology annotation, molecular function: ATP binding; MAP kinase kinase kinase activity; magnesium ion binding. The record is from RefSeq and is a predicted model, not a curated record. The transcript is spliced from 17 exons. Gene Ontology annotation, biological process: positive regulation of canonical NF-kappaB signal transduction; JNK cascade; protein phosphorylation. Bases 318 to 2141 code for a protein of 607 amino acids.